AUGUUUUCAUUCUUCUGCGGCACGACACCGCCGCGCACAACCAACGCAUCCAACAACCCCGUCAUGUUCGAGAACGGGCGCUCAAGCGUCGAGUUCCAUGCUCUGGGCUCGGAAUACGCAAUGAGGCAUACCAUUCCGCCUAUGACACCCGAACACGGGCCCUCGAUAGCCCAGCCGCCUUUCCACUGGCAUGUCCGCCAGGGUGAGGAUUUCCGCAUCGUCUCCGGCGAGGGUCUGUUCUGGAAGCUUGUGGGCGCGGAACCGUGGAUGACACUCUCCGCUGGUCCGGGGAAACAAGCGACGGCCAGCGUUCCACCACGGACGUACCAUAAGUUCGAGAACGCGUCGAAGACACAACCGCUCGUUGUCGACGUCCAGCUCGAUCUUGAGGACUACGAGGGUGAACAGCGCUUCUUCCGCAACUUCUUCGGCUAUCUGGACGAUUGUCGGAAGUCUGAGAUGGAGCCGAAUCCUUUCCAAUUGUUCGUGUUCUUGCAUGCGGCGGAUACGCCCGUGGCGUUGCGCACUGCCGAAUGA
This is a messenger RNA of Cladophialophora carrionii CBS 160.54, 537 nucleotides long. RefSeq lists its product as uncharacterized. The coding region runs from base 1 to 537 and encodes 178 amino acids. The transcript has a single exon. Lineage: Eukaryota; Fungi; Ascomycota; Eurotiomycetes; Chaetothyriales; Herpotrichiellaceae. The record is from RefSeq and is a predicted model, not a curated record.